AAUUAAAAUAGAAAAAUGGAAAAUCGGUAGCAAAAAAUCAGAAGUCAAUCGUUUCCUACCCAAACUAAACGGCUCUCAUCCACUCUUCCACUUGACCAUUCUAUCCCAAUCUAACCGUCGCCUAAUCGCCUUUUCUCUUCCCCUCUUUUGUUCUCUUCUUCCUCCGUCACCGGCGAUUGCCAGAAAACCGUCCAACCAAAAAUAUCCAAACUUUCAAGAACCAAAUCAUAACGCACACCACAACCCAUAUCAUCCAUUAAUAAAUCCACAAAACCCACCAAAAGCUAAAAACAGAGACGACCCGAAAGCCACACACCACCACUCUCCCAACCCCAAUUCUCUUCCUCCUCCUCCACAGCAGCCAUGGCGGCUUCGGCUUCUUCCACAUUCUCCCAAUCCCUUCUCUCCCGGGCGAUUCCCAAUCACCCUGCGACCCACAAUUCCGCCCUCCCGCCUCACUCCCUCUCCUUCCUCUCCGCAGUCAAGCCUUCCCUCCCUUCCGCCAGAGCCGCCGCCUCUUCCUCCCGCCGCCGCUCGACCCGAUCGAGAUCCUCCUGUGCUGUUGUCCGCGCUGCGGCCGUGGAGACUCUGCAGAAGACUGACACCGAGUUGGUGGAGAAAUCGGUGAACACGAUUAGGUUUCUGGCGAUUGAUGCCGUGGAGAAGGCGAAUUCCGGCCACCCGGGCCUGCCCAUGGGUUGCGCCCCGAUGGGUCACAUAUUGUAUGAUGAGGUGAUGAGGUACAACCCCAAGAACCCUUACUGGUUCAACAGGGAUAGGUUUGUUCUGUCAGCUGGGCACGGCUGCAUGCUGCAGUACGCCCUGCUUCACCUUGCUGGCUACGACGCCGUGAAGGAAGAUUUGAAGCAGUUUCGUCAAUGGGGAAGCCAGACCCCUGGCCAUCCUGAGAACUUUGAAACACCUGGAGUUGAAGUGACAACUGCUGUAGGUCCUUUGGGUCAGGGAAUUGCCAAUGCUGUUGGUUUGGCUCUUGCCGAGAAGCACUUGGCUGCAAGAUACAACAAACCCGAUGCAGAGAUUGUCGAUCACUACACGUAUGUGAUUCUUGGAGAUGGAUGCCAAAUGGAGGGAAUUGCAAAUGAGGCAUGCUCCCUUGCGGGGCAUUGGGGACUCGGCAAGCUCAUUGCUUUCUACGACGACAAUCACAUCUCGAUCGAUGGAGACACAGAGAUUGCAUUCACGGAGAAUGUUGACGCUCGUUUCGAGGCGCUCGGAUGGCAUGUGAUCUGGGUGAAGAACGGUAACACUGGGUAUGAUGAGAUCAGAGCUGCCAUUGAGGAGGCCAAGGCUGUCAAAGACAAGCCUACCAUGAUCAAGGUCACUACUACCAUCGGUUUCGGAUCACCAAACAAGGCGAACUCUUACAGUGUCCAUGGAGCUGCAUUAGGUUCUAAAGAAGUCGAAGCCACGAGGCAGAACCUCGGCUGGCCCUUCGAGCCAUUCCACGUUCCGGAGGAUGUUAAGAAGCAUUGGAGUCGACACACUCCCGAAGGAGCAGCACUCGAAGCCGAGUGGAACGCGAAAUUCGCCGAGUACUCGAAGAAGUACCCAGAGGAAGCAGCAGAAUUGAAAUCCAUCACGACUGGUGAACUCCCAUCCGGUUGGGAAUCCGCACUCCCAACUUACACCCCCGAGAGCGCUGCAGACGCAACACGAAACCUCUCGCAACAAAACCUGAACGCACUCGCCACGGUUCUCCCCGGCUUCCUUGGAGGAAGUGCUGAUCUCGCUUCCUCCAACAUGACUCUGAUGAAAGCCUUUGGCGACUUCCAGAAGUCCACCCCCGAGGAACGAAACCUCCGGUUCGGAGUACGUGAGCACGGUAUGGGCGCCAUCUGCAAUGGGAUAGCACUCCACAGCCCGGGAUUCAUCCCUUACUGCGCCACAUUCUUCGUCUUCACCGACUACAUGAGAGGAGCCAUGAGAAUCUCAGCAUUGUCGGAAGCAGGAGUGAUCUACGUGAUGACCCACGAUUCAAUUGGGCUUGGAGAAGAUGGGCCGACCCAUCAGCCCAUCGAGCACAUUGCCAGCUUCAGGGCAAUGCCGAACAUCUUCAUGUUCCGGCCGGCUGAUGGGAACGAGACCGCCGGAGCGUACAAAAUCGCAGUGGAGAGCCGAAAGACGCCUUCGGUCCUCGCCCUCUCGAGGCAGAAGCUGCCCCAGCUUCCGGGAACAUCGAUCGAGGGCGUUGCCAAGGGAGGGUACGUGAUCUCGGACAAUUCGACAGGGAACAAACCGGAUGUCAUUCUUGCCGGGACAGGUUCGGAGUUGGAGAUCGCGGCGAAGGCUGGAGAUGAGCUGAGGAAGGAAGGGAAGGCGGUUCGAGUCGUGUCUUUGGUUUCGUGGGAAUUGUACGAUAAGCAGAGUGAUGAGUACAAGGAGAGUGUUUUCCCGGCAGGUGUAACGGCUAGGGUCAGCAUUGAGGCUGCAUCCACAUUUGGGUGGCAGAAGUUUGUGGGAGACAAGGGGAAAGCCAUUGGUAUCGAUAAGUUCGGCGCCAGUGCUCCGGCGGGGAAGAUUUAUAAGGAGUAUGGAUUGACAGUAGAAGCUGUCAUUGAAGCUGCAAAAUCGUUUUUCUAAGCCUCUUCUCCUUCUUCCCAUGAAUGCUACUCUUGGAGUGUGGAAGAAACAGAGUUCUCUGCCUGUUUUGUAGACCAACGCGAAACAAGAUCAAUAGGCAUCAUCAAAUAAAAAAAGGUGGGGACUUUUGCCAGGUGAAACAAAGAUCAGGGAGCUUUCUUAUGUGGGUAAUAAGGAACUGAGCCAUGUUAGUGAUAGAAAAGGGCUUCUUUCAGUUAAGGGGAAGUUGUUUGGACUUGGAUUCAUGGUGGAAUGGCUGUUUUUCUUAACGAGGAGUUGUUUCUUGAUGUGUUCUUAAACACGAGACUGUAAUAUCUCUGAUUUUGUAGAGCUUGUUGAGACAACCAACGAUCAAUGGUGUGGGUUCUUUUACUACUGUGGAUUGCCACUGUUACUGUAUUGCUCGGUUGUUGAAUCGUACCGGCAGAUAACCGGAAAUUUUCCAGAAAUACCACUAAAAUAAAAGAAAAUUGCAACAAUA
Molecule: messenger RNA, 3082 nt
Organism: Linum tenue
Lineage: Eukaryota; Viridiplantae; Streptophyta; Magnoliopsida; Malpighiales; Linaceae
Source: the annotation of a GenBank genome assembly